AUGGAGAUUGAACUUUUUCUAAGAGAGAUCUUGAGACAGGAAAAGUUCAGCCACACAAGUGGCGGGGGUGACCAUGCAUUGAAGUUCUUAGAAAAGCUGAAAAAUGAUGGCAAGGAGGAAGUUAUUUGUGAGGACUGCAAGGAACCGAUCGUACCGUAUCCCGCUUUCAAAUGCAGCGCCUGCCGAUUCAUCUGUCAUGUAUCAUGCUUCGGAAGUACUCGGCUCUACAAGUCAACAUUUUAUAUUCAUUUCGGUCGCAGGCAUGAGCAGUUGAUCUUCACAGAAGAGCUAAAGAAUGAUGGCGAGGGAGUUGUUUGCAUGGUGUGCAAGGAGAAAGUAGAGGGUCCCGGAUACAAAUGCUCUGCCUCUGAAUGCAACUUCCAGCUUCACAAAUCAUGCGCCCAGCUGCCAUGCGAGAUGCACCACCCCUUGCACCCAAACCACAUCCUUAUUCUUCAGCGACCAAGUCAAUUUCCCAAUAAUUGUAAUGCUUGCAGGAAAAGCUUCGAUACAUGCCUCUUUUACCGUUGUGAGGAGUGGGAUUUUGUAAUUGACACCACAUGUGCUAAUCGCACGCAAGUUAAUAAUACCAGCGACUGCCAACAUGCAUUUGUCCCAUUCUUUAGGAAGAUCCACUUCACUUGUGAAGCCUGUGGUCGGGAAGGCACGGACUUUGCCUCCUCUUGUACCAUAUGUCGACUCUUAAUUCACUCGAGAUGCGCUGAAUUUCCAGGCACCGUGAUAAUUUCAAGACAUGAUCACACCCUCACUCUUACCUAUUCCCUUCAUCAUCAAGUCAAGGAUUUUAACGUGUUUUGUAAAUUAUGUGGUCAAAAGGUGAAGAUAGAGUAUGCAGCCUUCUCUUGUCAAGAAUGUGAUUUUGUAGCACAUUUGUACUGUGCAAAGGCAUAUAGACGCGAGUCGUUGCUCGAGAAAUCUGUUGAUGUUAUGGAGAAGACCAUCAACCCAGAAAUCAUUGAACAUGAAGGUCACCAACACCCACUCUUCCUUCAUGUAAGGUCUAAUAAAAAUUGCAAUGCUUGUGAUGAUGAUAGCGAGGGACUCAAGGAUGCAAUAUUUGUAUGCACUAGUACUUGUGAUUUCACCUUGGGUUUUGAAUGUGCAACACUUUCACUCGUAGCUAGGCACAAAUAUGACGAACAUCCCCUUGCACUCACCUAUGUUGUUGAAGACGAUUCCGAAGAAUAUUAUUGUUUGAUUUGCGAAGAAGAAAUGGAUCAAAAGUAUUGGUUUUAUUAUUGUGCAAAAUGCGACUUUCAUGCUCAUCCUCGAUGCGUUCUAGGGAAAUAUCCAUACAUCAAGUUUGGAAAAACUUUCAAAUGUUCAUAUCACCAGCACCCUGUUACUUUUGUUCAAAAUACUGAGUACUCCCCUCCAUGCGAUGCUUGUGGCAUGACUUUGGAUGGCAUAACCCUAGAAUGCACUCAAUGCAAGUUCAACGUCCACUACUGGAAUAAUUCAAUGUGCUUGCAACAAAUUGACAAAGUGCUGCAUCUGUAA
Messenger RNA from Corylus avellana, 1521 nucleotides. Lineage: Eukaryota; Viridiplantae; Streptophyta; Magnoliopsida; Fagales; Betulaceae. The record is from RefSeq and is a predicted model, not a curated record.